AGCAUGUUUUUAUUUUCAACAGAUACCCUAGUCUAGCAAUUAAUGUUGCAGCAUCAAAGAUUUUGUGGUUACUGGUAAUAAAUAAUGUCUACCUUUGUUCAUAAAGCUACUCUUUUGAACCGUCUAUUAGAUGCAACAAGAGAAUGUCAGACUCGAUAUUCAACAAAAAAAGAAAUAAUGACUGAAACAAACAGUUGUGUAUCGUGUGUAUGUCGUCAGUUUGAAGAUGUUCUUUCUCAUGGUAUCAAACAACGUCCAAUCGUUAGUGGUAUUGCAACUAUUCAAAUUGUAACUGGGUUACAGUUGGUUGAUCAAGAUGUUGUAUUUUGGCAUUGUGUACAAAAACAUUUAAGCAAACAUGAAGUUGAGCGCUUUAAUAGUUUAUACCACAUUUCUACAGAUAUUGGAAGAGGCCGUGCAUGGUUAAGGAGCUCUUUAAAUGAACACUCUUUGGAGCGUGUACUACAAAUGCUUCUAAGUGAUCCUCUUGGACUGAAAUCGUAUUAUUCUCAAGAUGCAUUUUUACUUGAUGAAGAAAAAGCAAGUCUCUUACCCCAAAUUGCGGGGGGAUUGAAAAGUGUUAUGUUUUCAAUAAAAAUCGAUGAUAACGCAUUAAACAGUUUUCCUCAAAGUUUUGGAAAUAAUCUCGGUCAUGCAAGGGCGGAUAGCGGUGGUGGUGGAGGCUUUACUCUACCUUCUCUGUCUCAAGUUUCCAAUUUAUUAGGUCAUGAAGUUGCAAUGGAAGAGUUCCCACAGGCUGCCAUUCAAACAGUUGGCAGCUUGCCAGCUAAACUAGACGAAGGUAAUAAGAAGCGAAAGAAAAAAGCAAAGACAAAAAUAAUAACGUUUGGUCAUAAUGGAACUUCUUUGAGUGAGAGAUCUGCCUCUGUCUGGAGUGCUGAUGGCCGGGGAUCAUCUAGAAGAAGUCAUUCGUAUUCACAUGAGACUUCGAAUUCCUCAAUUGAAAGUCAACUUGACAUUAGAUCAAACAUAAAUUCUGAUCAUUUGCAAAAUGAUGCGUCCGGAUACACUAUGCAAACAAUCGAACCUGCAUCAAACAAAAAUACAACAGAAGCAAGCUUCACAAACAGAAUGACAGAUAUUCCCAAGCAAAAUGAGGAAUUGCAUAUUCAUGCAACUAAUAAAAAAGCUACUGCUGUACUUAUGACCCUCGAUUUUGAACCGGAAGAAGAUAUUUACAAGCUAACAUUAGAAGAGAAUAUUGACGAAUCAAAGCCAAGCUCAAGUAGCAUUAUUCUUCAAAACGAUCCUCGACCUGGGAAAGAUAUGAAUUUGGUUUUUAAUGAAGCAAAUAAUAUUAUCAACCCAUCACUGGCAGAGAGCUACAGUGAAAAGAAAAUUGCAGACAAACUAGACUCUUCUUUCCAAUUAAGAUUCGAAAGUGGUAGUGACAUAUCCUCACUCAAUGAGUCUGCGGAAACGGAUGCAAAAUCAAUUGUAUCAACUUCAAGUUCUAAUCAAUUUGAUGUGAAUUAUUCAGACACUGGAAGUCUAAACUCUGGUGCUGAAAUAAUGUUCACACCCUUGAACGACACGGAUUCUAUAGCAUCAAGCGGUUCAUUCCCAACUACUUUAAUGCACAGGAAUUUUCCACUAUCCAGAUACACUCAUUCUCCAAAAAACAAUUCAUCAAGUUCAUCCAUGUUUGAUGACGAUAAGACUUCUGAUGGAAAAAAUGCAGAUCUUCAAAAAGCACUAGUUGUUUUAUUACAACGUAAAGAUGAACUUGUGGAGGAAAACAAAGCUAUCAAAGAAAUGUUGAGAGCUGAACAACAGCACAAUGCUGAUUUGCGAGAGGAGAAUGAAAAACUAAAGCUGCAGGUGGAGGAUCUGGAACAUGCAGCAAAAUCAGAUUCACAGAAACAGCUUAGAGAAAACGAAGUUCUUAGAAAUCAAUUGAAGAAAUACGUAGGAGCUGUCCAUGCUCUCCAGCAUGGAAAGGCAUCAGGUGUAUCUCAAGAAGGAAUACCUGGUAUUGGAGAUGCAGAGGACGUGUCAUCAUCUCCGAACCAAGAUGAAAGCAAUGAAGCAAAGAUUUAUGAACAAAAGCUUAUUGAUGUAACUGAGAUGCAUGGUGAAUUGAUGGAAUUUACGGAGUCAAUUCAUACAAGAUUUCUAUCUGCUCUCUCACUCAUACAUAAAAUGCAUGAUGAAUUGGUGGCACUGCGCGGUCCGAUGCCUACUGAUGAUGUUAUUAAAGCUAUUGAAGCAGACAAGCCAAGAGAUAAUAUGGCAGCUGUACCUGUAAUGGCUCGAGCACUGGUAAAUGUUUGGGUGCCGUCUGCCUUUAUGCAGGGAUCUGGACCAGAAUCACAUCAUGUUUACCAAGUCUACAUAUGUGUUGGAGAAGAUGAAUGGAAUGUAUAUAGAAGAUAUUCAGAUUUCCAUAGUCUGCAUAAUAUGCUCUGUAAAUCAUACCCUGAGAUUCAAAACUUUGGAUUUCCUCCAAAAAAGGGGAUCGGAAAUCGUAACAGCAAAUUUGUCGAGGAGAGAAGAAGAGCGUUUCAGAAGUAUCUGAGAUUAGUCAUGCAUAAUGUAUUUCAGAACAACCCAGAACUCAAAGCCUCUCCAACAAAAGCUACUCUCCUCCAUAUAUUACCCUUUUUCUGUGAUGCUGGUGAUCAGUGCCGUGUAAUAGUUGGUAAGCACAAAAAAUAAGCAAUAAACCUAACCAAGUUUUAUUACUUUGAAUUAUAUUAUUGUUAUACUGUGAUUGUCAGAAUUAGAGACACUUUUAUAUCACUUGAAAGAUUUUAGUUUGAUUAAUAUGCUGAUUAUCCAUUGAAAGUGAUGUUUGAAAUCAGUUACCAGAUCUUAAUGAGCAUGCAUGGCCUUUGAAUGUUUUUUUAUUCUGACCAUGAUUUUUAUGUUUGGCAUAUGUAUUUGAUCAGUGAUCACUUCAUUUAGUACCAUACUUCAGGAAUUCAAUAGUACUUAUAUUUUUUACAUGUAAUAAGUAGACAAAGAUCCAUUUUCUAUUGUCAACUGCCUUACCUGCAAUCUUGGAAUGUUCUGGUUACGUCUUUCAGUUAUAUUUUUGAAUCAAACAUCAAAUUGAAACUACGGCGAAUCACAGAUUUUCAAUUAUGAUAAAAGGAAUGGACUCACUUGUUGUACUGACAUGUUUUAAUAUGCUGGUAUCAAGUGAUCAUGUUAAAUUGUUAGAAUCAAAUUCAAGUCAUGAAUUCAAAUCAUUUUGUAAUGAUUGGUAAAGUGAGUAUAUCAUUCUAUUAGUUUGAAGAUCUAUAUAGAAGUUGCAGUUGAUUUCUUAGAGUUUACAGUUUUACAUUGUUCUUUUAAUUUUUACAUCCUAUUCCUAACGAUGCAGUGUUAAUAAAUGUGAGGUGUGUAUAACUUAUUCAAACUUAUAUUGCUAGUUCAUACAUAUUACUUGAAUACUUAGCCAUGUCAAGAUUGCUUCAUUUUUUGUAUUUGUAGACUGUAGAAUUAUUCAUUCCAUCUCUUUUCUCCUUAAACUAAAUGUUAAAUAUUUUAUCCAAAUAGCCAUAACUCUCACUGGGUAUAGGAAAAUGGUUUGAAUUUGGGUAUGGAGCAAAAUAGUACUAAAAAAUUGCUCCAUAAAUCUUUUUCUUUUGAGCAUGAUUUGACCGGUAUUGGGAGAGAACUCUCGUACUCUGCUAGUUUACAGAUGAUUAAACAUGCUAAAUUUGACUACAGCUCAUUGUGUUGGUGUACACUGUACAUGCCCGAGAGAAACAGAUACAGGAUGUCCCAAAAAAACAGAACAAUUUCCUAAUUACUUCUGUGAAAAUGGAGUAAACUAUUUGAUUUUGUUUAUACUUGAACUUCAGUUUGUGUAAGAUUGUACCCAAAAAUUUCGUGAAUCUAGGACGUUUUGCACAAAAGUUAUGUUCUGUCUAGAAAAUGUUCCAAAUCACCUCUUAAGCUUAAGAGACAGUCUUGUAACCGCUGCGCGGAAUUGAUUAUCCCCAACUCAGUAUACUGCUGAAGUGCGCUUUAUGAUGCCUGGGUAUGCCGAUGACAAAAAUACUAAUUACCUGGGUACAACACCUUCGAAAAAAGUCUUACAGAGAACGCUACACGCAGUUUUGUGCGCAUUAUGGGAAGCCAUUCCCAAACAUUGCAUAAUGUUCCAUAUUGGUUUGAAGACGAAAAUCAAAUGCUGAAUAUGGAACAUUAUGUGGCGGUGCGGGGAAAGUGCUGGGCAUCGUUUGGACAAAGUAGAGGGAUGGAUUGAGUUGAUCAGUGGUUCCAGCAUGACUGGAUAAGAGAGCGAUUUGAGAAAAGGUUGAUCAGCAGGAAGUCUGUCUCCAAUGGAUCAAAAAUUUUGUGCAAAGCGUCCUAGAUUCCUGACCCUUUUUUGGGUCACCCUGUAAAUAUUGAUAUUAAGCUACCUCUGUCAGCUGUAGGGAUUCCCUGACCGGUAUCAUGUAAAACCUAAAUUUUAUGCUUUUAACUCACUCAUUCACGAGGAAAACCUGGCACAUUGUCAAAUAGGCUUGCUGCUUAUUAAUAAUUAAUAUUCAAGUAAACUUAACUGGCAUGAGUAUAUUUUUUAAUCAUUACAAAUCUGAUCCAAAUUUCAUAUUUGUUAACUGGGCUUGAGUAAGCAUCUAACAUGCAGCCUAGGUUAGUUUCCUUCAACACUAAAUAUGGAAAUGUCUUUGAUUAUGUGAUUGAGAAUCUUAUGUUGCAAUAUUCUUAACUGAUUUUGAUUUUAUGGGCAUUUGUAACAUCAAUUAACUAUCAUGAACUCUAAUUUUUAGAAUUCUCAAAUUUCUGCACAUUAUCUGUAGUUGGAAAAGUUGUGACAAAUAUUUUAAAAUUUAUUUUUGCGAAAUCUGCUAUCAGUAUUAAAUCGCUGAUUUGGACGUUUUUAAAUUUCACCAUCUGAAAUCGUUUAUUAGCAUUAAUAUUCCUAGUGUAAUAAAGCUGAAUUAAGUGCAAGAAAUUUGUAAGUUUUGAAUUGUAAAAAAUAUCACCUGAUACCGCACUGGCCAGUUUCUUCGCCUAGAUUGCUAUUAUUUUGCCAAAUUUUUGUAUGAAAUAAUAUCUAGUUUGCAUUGUUAAUAUUUAAUCAGGAAUUGGUUCACAAAAUUGAAAGUGAAAAUUAUGGGAAGCUGCCGAAUGUUCUGAUGCUAUCAUUUGAUCACACUUAACUCAAAGUGCAAUUUUAUUGGAAAACCUCAAUCAUUUUAUUAUGUGCUCAAUUUCAAGAAUUUGCCACUAUCCGAGAGUGGUGCUUUUUGUGUCAAUGUGUGUUUAGGAUUGUUUAAGUAUGGACAUGAUUUCUCUGUGGUUGAGAACUUGGAAUGAACUUAUGUUAUAAACUCUGAUUUAUUGAAUUUUACAAUCUGAUUAUAUGGGUGAUGUCUUAGCAUCUGUCAGGGUCUUUUAUUUUGAAAAUCCUCAAAGAUGUUGCAUCAAAUAUUACCAUAAAGCCUCUGCUCAACCCACAUGUUAUACGAUUUUUAAAACCUCUCAAGACAUUGGACCUGAGAAUGUUUGAGUCUUAUUCAGCAUUGGGCAAUGAAGGCACGAUUCAGAAUUCUUCAGCUCGAAGGGAACGCUCGUGUUUGGUAAAUGAAAUGGCAUUGAAGUCAUUCCAAAUUCCCAAUCCAUCACGCUGACAAUUGGGAAUUUCAUAUUUGAUGUGAUAAUGUUGUCUGUCCCCCUCUAUACCAAAAUGAUGAUCAAUUAGUAACAUCUACUCUAAUCAUUUUGUCUCGUUAUUUAAUUUUUGUUCUAUAUCUAGGACAACAACCAUAUUUUCGUUUUAUUUUUAUGGAUUAUGUGCAAUAAACGUGAUUUAUUACCUAAGU
Molecule: messenger RNA, 5825 nt
Organism: Styela clava
Lineage: Eukaryota; Metazoa; Chordata; Ascidiacea; Stolidobranchia; Styelidae
Product: sorting nexin-29-like
Molecular function (GO): phosphatidylinositol binding
Source: RefSeq, a predicted model, not a curated record